Molecule: messenger RNA, 267 nt
Organism: Clunio marinus
Lineage: Eukaryota; Metazoa; Arthropoda; Insecta; Diptera; Chironomidae
Source: the annotation of a GenBank genome assembly
AUGCUGUGGCAAAUACAGUUUCAACUUUUGUCAUCAAAACUAUUCAUUCACGAGACUUUAUUUCAUUUAAAGUCGAUUAAUCAUCUUCAACACAUCUUAAACUUCAAGACACUUUCUUUAUGCCUUUUGCUUCUUUCUUUUUUACCCCAAAGAUUUCUCUCGAAUCAUUUAGGACAACUCCUCAUAGUUCGACGACGAAGAGAAAAAACCGUGUGGCUGCUACUGAAAACGGAAAGCUUAUGUGUGAACGUUUUUCUCGUUGUUUGA